Messenger RNA from Thlaspi arvense, 1050 nucleotides. Lineage: Eukaryota; Viridiplantae; Streptophyta; Magnoliopsida; Brassicales; Brassicaceae. The record is from the annotation of a GenBank genome assembly.
AUGCUGAGGAUAGAUGUCGAUGAUAGCAAGUAUAAGCAGUUUGAGAUAGGUCAACAGUACAGAACCAUCGACAGCUUUAAAAAGGUUGUGACUAAGUAUGUUGUGAAGAACAAGAAGAAUAUUAGGUACAAGAAGACAUAUAGCAAGGAUUUAUACGUCUAUCAACAGCAGCUCCCCAUAGAGUGGUUGUUAGAUCGCUUCAAGAAGAGCAUAAUUGCACUUGGUGUUGGAAGGAUAGCUAGAACGAAGCCCAUUGUGAAGAUGCUUGAGAUGAUCAGAACGAGUGUUGUAAAGCUGAGAAAUCAAGAUCAGAAACACUCCAAGAGCAAUUACUUUAUUGAUCAGCAGAUUGACUUGGCGAAAUAUUGUAUGCCUCUUCCUUGUGGACUUGGAAAGUAUGAAGUAACCUAUAGAUAUACUGAGAGGUAUACUGUUCAUCUUAUAAAUGAGGUCAAUUGCAGCUACAGAUUAUUUCUGGUCAGUGGUAUACCUUGUUCCCACAUUUGUUCUGCGCUUAGGCUAGAGAAAAAGUCAGAACAAAAUCCUAGGACCUUAGUUAGCAGCUGGUAUACGACUGAAAAUCUUAAAAGAUGCUAUGAGAGUCCUAUGGGUCCUGUCCAAGGAAUGAAUUUGUUGAAGAUAACCACUGAUGAGAUGGUUAGAUCGCCGUUCUUUAAGAGUCCAGGAGGCAGACCACCAGAGAAGAAGCGAAAGAAAGAGAAGGGUGAGGAAGAAGCAGCAGAAGUGGGCAAAAGAGGGAUCAAAAUACACUAUGGCAACUGUGGUGAAGGUCACAACAAGACAAAUCUUCAGCUUGGGAUUCUGCUGAAGCUGCCACAUCAUCACAGCGUAUUCAGAACUAAACUUGGAGGCCUUGGGGUGAUGCUGAAGUUUGUCCUCUGCACUGCCAAAAGGAAGCCAAGCAGGCCAGGCAAGUAUCCACAGAAGGGAGCCUCGUCUUCACAGCCUUCUGGUGAAGCGAUCAAUGCUGGUCAAGCAAUCAGGCCACAGAAGGGGGCCUCGUCUUCUCAGCCUACAUAUGACAAAUGA